Messenger RNA from Urocitellus parryii (Arctic ground squirrel), 1992 nucleotides. It is a transcript of the gene Ptger2, whose product is annotated as prostaglandin E receptor 2. The record is from RefSeq and is a predicted model, not a curated record. Gene Ontology annotation, molecular function: prostaglandin E receptor activity. Lineage: Eukaryota; Metazoa; Chordata; Mammalia; Rodentia; Sciuridae. Gene Ontology annotation, cellular component: plasma membrane. Gene Ontology annotation, biological process: positive regulation of cytosolic calcium ion concentration; inflammatory response; cellular response to prostaglandin E stimulus.
GCGAGUAAGGCGCUGGAGCCUCCAGGGCGACCGGAUGCAGCAACUGAACCAACGCUGGGCGCACGGCGGGAGACCCGGGGCGAGGCUGCCCUUCGUGCGUGUUGGGGGCCCGAAGGGGACUCUGGAUUUCGGUCCCUCCUCUUUUCCCUCUGGGUCUCCCACUCGGGUUGUCGACCCUCCUCCCAGGUACUGGCCGGGAGCGGAGGGCGCCUAUCUCCACAAAUCCCAUCAUGGGCAACGCCUCCAAUGACUCAGGGUCCGAGAACUGCGAGACUCGACAGUGGCUCCCCUCGGGCGAAAGCCCAGCCAUCAGCUCCGUGAUGUUCUCCGCCGGGGUGCUAGGGAACCUCAUCGCGUUGGCGCUGCUGGCGCGCCGCUGGCGGGGGGACGCGGGGCGCACCUCCGGUGGCAGAAAUUCCAUCUCCUUGUUCCACGUGCUGGUGACCGAACUGGUGUUCACAGACCUGCUGGGUACCUGCCUCAUCAGCCCGGUGGUGCUGGCUUCAUACGCACGGAACCAGACUCUAGUGGCCCUAGAGCCCGAAAGCCGAGCGUGCACCUACUUCGCCUUCUCCAUGACCUUCUUCAGCCUGGCCACGAUGCUCAUGCUCUUCGCUAUGGCUCUGGAGCGCUACUUUUCCAUCGGGCACCCCUACUUCUACCAGCGCCACUUCUCUCGCCGCGGGGGCCUGGCGGUGCUGCCAGUCAUCUAUGCGUUCUCUCUGCUUUUCUGCUCCCUGCCGCUGCUGGACUAUGGGCAGUACGUUCAGUACUGCCCUGGGACAUGGUGCUUCAUCCGGCACGAACGAACAGCUUACCUGCAGCUUUACGCCACCGUGCUCCUGCUGCUCAUAGUAGCGGUGCUCGCCUGCAAUUUCAGUGUCAUCCUCAACCUCAUCCGAAUGCACCGCCGAAGCAGGAGAAGUCGCUGCGUACCUUCCUCUGGCAGCUGCCUGGGUCCCACGGCCCGCAAGAGAGGGGAUAAGCUGUCCAUGGCGGAGGAAGCGGACCACCUCAUCCUCCUGUCUAUUAUGACUAUCACCUUCGCCAUCUGCUCCUUGCCUUUCACAAUUUUUGCAUAUAUGAAUGAAACCUCUUCCAGAAAGAAAAAGUGGGACCUGCAAGCUCUCAGAUUUUUAGCAAUCAAUCCAAUAAUUGACCCUUGGGUCUUCGCCAUCCUUAGGCCUCCUGUUCUGAGACUAAUGCGUUCAGUCCUCUGUUGUCGGAUUCCAUUAAGAACACAAGAUGCAACACAAACUUCCUGUUCUACACAGUCAAAUGCCAGUAAACAGGCUGAACUCUGUGGACAGUCAUGAAGAUGUGCUUCAUUAUUUAGCAUCUGGAAGAUCCUUUUGAAAUGGUUCCUUGGGGAAAUGUAAAAAGUCAGUGUAUAAACAAAAUGAAACUUCCCUAAUAACAGAAUAAACAAACAUUUAAGCAGCAGUUGGAGCUACAGAGUGCUGACAAGGCACUUCACAGAAGGUGUCAGAAGGUUCCAUAAAACCUACCCUCCGUGAGCAUGUUGCAUGGCCUUUGGAGGGACAUCCAGCUGUUCUUAAGAUCCAGUUGCCUUUUGAUUUAAGCUUUCCUGUUGAAAGACAAACCAUGUGGUUUUUUAAUUUGUUUAAAACCCUACAUAGUCACAGUCUAUUUCAAUCUCCUAUGCAACGACUGUUAUAAACACACAGCAUUCGGUCAGACUAAAUGAAACUUCGAGUGUAUUCUCCAGGAAGUCAAUAUGUGGAAGCAACCAAAACUGACAAGCUGCUAUCUUGUGAUUGCUUAACAGAUCUGGUAUUUGGACAAUGAAGUUGAAAGCCAUUGGCACCUUUUGUCAUUCUCUGUGUGGGUGGGAGAGUAUUCUCUGGUCACUACAAUAUUACUCUUAAAGGAGUGGACUUAAUUAACGUCUGUUUGAUUCACCUGUGUUUUAGGAGCUAUGUGUUCAAUUGUCAGAGUAUUUAUUUCACAAUAUCAAUUGUGCUAAUGUUA